CAGUCCUUGACCACACAGCCGCAAGCGCAGCGCGUGGUGCCGUGCCUGAGGGCGGCUCAGCUGGUUCCACCGCAGCAGUCGCCAUCGAGCCAUCUGCAGCAGCGACCGCACCGAGUUCUGUGCCGCCGUCGCUGAGCCUCCGCACGCUCCAAGUGGCUGCAACAGAGUCGAGCACGACGCUGCGGCCUGUGGAUGGCGGGUCGUCCGUCGCUGCGACGCCAGCCCCGCUCGCGAUCGAGCCGCUGUCAGGCACCCUUUCCGACGUGAGCCCACUCGCGCCAAGACGGAGCUCGACCGACUUUGAGGUCCCGCCGUCAUCUCCAUUGGACCAACAGGAGCAGCAGCAGCAGCAGCCAUUGGAGCACUCGCCGCUGCCACCAGCGCCAAUGCCGACAGCGCCGCCAUUGCUGCAACGAGCUGAAGCCAAUGCGAUCGCUGCGAAUCCUGCUGCUCAGACGACAAGUAACAACGCUGCUGCAGCCGCUGGUGCACAGCCAAUCCCCAGACAAGCAUCCAACCUGUUCCUGUUCUCGCUGCUGCCGAACGGUGGCGCGUCUCUGUCGCCGGCGGCAGGCGCAACGUCGAGCUUUGGCGGCGCGCGCAACAUGUCUGCGUUGGCAGCUGGCCUGAUGAGCGUUUCCGCCGCGGCAGGUGUGCCAUCGUCAUCUCGAGGGAUUGCACAUGGACGCGGAAGCAGCAGUGCUCACUCGUCGAGUCACCAUUAUUCAAAGUCGUCCUCAUGGCAGAAGGUGCGUCGUCGGCGUCCAUCAGGUCUGUCCGAGUCCCAGCUGGGAGCUGCAGGCUAUCUUUCUCACGCGAACGGCGAUGGAUCACGAUCGUACUCUGUGUCGACUGCCUCGACCGUCUCAACGUCCGACCGAUCGUCGGCUCGCGGCGGCUCUCGCUCUGCCAUUCCCCGCAAUCGGAGCUCGGGAGGUCUCCACUCCUCCGAGCCAGGGAGUGUCGGCUCCUUGCCGCACCACAACAGCUCCCGCUUGUCUCGAAAGCACACGGCGCAGCGAUCUCUACGCCGUCGGAAGUCGCACCGUCGGAGAACGACCAGCGCAGACCAUUCGGACGGCCAGGCCAGUGGGCACGACAUGGAGAUGAGCAACAUGCGAAGAUCGCGCCGUGGGUCGCGCACCGACAGUGUCAAGCAUCGCUCGUCUCCUAGCGUUGUGUCUGUGUUCUGGCAUCGCAUCACCAAGCCCAUCACCGAGUCUCACGCGUGGCUCAAUUUCUGUUUUUACCUGUCCAUCAUCUGGGCGCAAAUCAGGCGUCACUUGAACUACUACCGCAUCCACUUUCUGUACAUUUUCCUGGUCGCAUUACUCGGUGGUAUCGCCGUGUAUCUGUCGGAGCUGUACGCGAGUUCCGGCACUAUCUCGUUCGUGGACGCCAUUUUCAUGUCCACCAGUGCCGUGACCCAAACUGGCUUGUCCUCCGUCGACGUUGCAGAAUUGCACCAAGGCACCCAGGCUGUCCUCAUUAUCGUCAUGAUGUUCGGCGGCUCCAUGAUUAUGACUGUGGCACCCGUCAUCAUGCGCAAGUUUUACUUUCGAAAGCAAUUGCGUCGGCACCACAUUGAAAGCUAUCGAAAAGACCUUGCCGAGUACAAUGCGCUGAAUGCGUUGCUUCGCAUCGUUCCGAUCUUGUGGGGAACGUGUCUCAUUUCCUUCUACCUGAUGCUGUAUAUUUACUGCAUUGCGAAUGAUGGAGCCAUUCAAGUCAUGGAGGCCAACAACCAGACAACGGCUUGGUUUGCCCUGUUUCAAACCGUUUCGGCUUUCCACAAUUGUGGCCUGUCUACCAUCUCGACCAACAUUGUGCCCUUCCGAUUCCAGUACUUCCCGCUGCUUUUGAUUUCUCUGAUGACCGUCACGGGCAACGUCGCCUUCCCAUUCAUCAUGCGCAUUAUUGUUGUGGCGCGUUACUGGUUGUCCAAGAAUCCGACCACCCGUGCAACGUACAAGUUUCUGCUCGACCAUCCGCGCCGGUGCUUUACACACUUGUUCCCACGUGCCCAAAACCGAUGGCUCUUGCUGGUGUUUGUCGUCUUGACCGUCGUGCAAUGGAGCGCUCUGAUGGGCUACGAGUGGACGGAAAGCCUGUUUGCCGAGUUCAACGCCGGCGAAAAGAUUGUCAACUCGUUCUUCCAGGCGGCUGUCACCCGUUCUGCCGGCUUUAACAGCAUCGACCUGGGCCAGCUUCAGCCCGGUCUUCUCGUUCUCUUUCUGGCCAUGAUGUACAUUUCCGUUUCACCCAUCGCCGUAGCUGUGCGCAAUUCGGGCUUGGAUGGCACUGUGUCCUCUUCCCGCAAGACUGUCCUCGACCGCAAUGUCAUGGGUGACGUCGAAGAACGUGAAGCAGGUCGCUCUUCCAGCAACACCAUCACUUCCCAGGCGAAACGCGUCAUGACCCAAGACUCUAUCUUUUUGUUUCUCGCAUACUUGAUCAUCGUCAGCAUUGAGACCGACCAUCUGGAGGAGGACGUGAGCUUCACCCUGUUCAAAAUCCUCUUUGAUAUUAUUUCGGGCUACGGAACCGUCGGCCUCUCUCUCGGCUACCCAGGGGUACCUUUCGCCUUUUGCGGUGUUUGGCACCCCGUGUCCAAACUCGUCCUGCUGCUUGUCAUGAUUCUCGGCCGCCAGCGCAACUUGCCCGACUCGAUUGACAAGGCAGUUCAAGUCCCCAAGCGUCUUUUCAGUGCCGUUUCGAGUCGUCACAACAGCGAGGACGAAGACAUGGAAAACAGCACGGCCGAAACGAGCGGCGAUCGAUCGCGCCAGCACGCGACUCCAGAUGCGGACAGCGGCGCAGGUGUCGAUGGUGGACAGAUUGUUCCAAUCCCCCAUCUUGCGCAUGCGCACAGCCAGGACGGAAUGCUCGCCAUCACGAUCGACAACAAUCCCGACGUCCUACGUGCAGUCCUAUGGAAGAGUUGCAAGAGCAGGACAGCGCGAGCAAUGCAGACACGCAAGCUUCAGGCUCCCGCAAGAGAGCAGCGACUCGAAAGUCUGCGAGUCGACAACGACUAGGCAGGAAGACGUCCGGGCACCGACGACACCACCGCGGACGUUCGCGCCACAGUGACUCACGUUCCGGCUCCGUUUCCGG
Messenger RNA from Capsaspora owczarzaki ATCC 30864, 3117 nucleotides. RefSeq lists its product as hypothetical. The transcript has 2 exons. Bases 387 to 3038 code for a protein of 883 amino acids. The record is from RefSeq and is a predicted model, not a curated record. Gene Ontology annotation, cellular component: plasma membrane. NCBI's taxonomy places the organism in Eukaryota, Filasterea, Ministeriida, Capsasporidae. Gene Ontology annotation, molecular function: monoatomic cation transmembrane transporter activity. Gene Ontology annotation, biological process: transmembrane transport; monoatomic cation transport.